This is a messenger RNA of Eimeria necatrix, 351 nucleotides long. RefSeq names its product histone H2B, putative. NCBI's taxonomy places the organism in Eukaryota, Apicomplexa, Conoidasida, Eucoccidiorida, Eimeriidae. The record is from RefSeq and is a predicted model, not a curated record. Gene Ontology annotation, molecular function: structural constituent of chromatin; protein heterodimerization activity; DNA binding. Gene Ontology annotation, cellular component: nucleosome. The transcript has a single exon. The coding region runs from base 1 to 351 and encodes 116 amino acids. Gene Ontology annotation, biological process: nucleosome assembly.
AUGGUUUCCAAAAAGCCGGCGAAGUCCGCGAAGCCCGCGAGCGGGAAGGGGAAGGGGAAGGGGAAGAAGCGGAGAGCUGAGACCUACAGCUCGUACAUCUUCAAGGUGCUGAAGCAGGUGCACCCCGAAACCGGCAUCAGCAAGAAGUCCAUGAUGAUCAUGACCUCUUUAAUUGGCGAUACUUUCGAUAAAAUUGCUUCGGAAGCUGGAAAGCUGUGCAAAUACAACAAAAAAGAUACGCUUUCCUCCCGCGAGAUCCAGACGGCCGUCCGCCUGGUGCUUCCCGGCGAACUCGCCAAGCACGCCGUUUCCGAGGGCACCAAGGCUGUCACCAAGUACACCGGCAAGUAG